GGAAAUAGCAUGGACAAACAACAACUAUUUAUAAUAGUAUAAGCAAUCAAUGGAGUCAAGGAAAACAACUCAGCCAUGAUACACAUAAAAAUUGGAGGGAGAAUCCAUAGGUCAAGCUUCAUGCAUCUUUGAAGUUAAACAAGACUUCAUUAGGUCAAGACGACUGCAAAUCAAUGGUGUUUUUCGGUUGCGUCCAAAACAAGGCCCUCUCUGGUCAUGUGAUCAAGACUCUCCAAGUCUCACCUAGUACAGCAACAUGCCCACAGAUGUGUUUUAUGGAAGCCAAUUGUAUGUCAUACAACAUGGGCCCAAUAGAAGGAGAGACGAGAUCGUGUGAUCUGAACGAUGCUGACAAUGUGCUAGACUAUCUGGAUGUGGUGGCGAAAGAUGGAUUUGAAUUCUGCACUUUUAAGAAUCCCUGUUCUUCCAGUCCUUGUGCAGCGGGUAAAGUGUGCCUACCUGAUGCCUCGUGGAACUCGUUUAACUGUAGUAAUGGACGAUGGAGCCAAUGGACGUCAUGGUCUUCCUGUGUCUGUGACCAGACACGCACGCGUCAGUGUGUGGAUCCAUUCACCCAACAAACGGCAACCGAUUGUUCUGGAUCAUAUGAGGAAAAGCGAAAUUGUAAAGCAGCAGGAACAAAUACAACUGAUGGUACCUUGUGCGUUUUCCCGUUCCUCUACAAAGAGGUAUGGUACAAUCAUUGCACAUGUGUCGAUUGGAAUCAUCCUUGGUGUGCAACUACGCAAAUCUAUGACAAAUACGCCUGGGGUAACUGUGUUAAUUGAAGAAGGACGUCGAUGAGAACCUAUUAUAGUUAUUCCGAGGUUGUGGGGGGGAGGGGGGAAGGGAUCGAGUAAAUAAUAAUAAUUGAGUUAGUAUUGCAAUAGGGCAAUACGGCAAUUGGGCAAUCGAAUCUGGUCAAUCAAAUGAACUGUUCGCUAACAGUUUACAUACUUGAUGUUAGUGUAUUGCCCAAUUUCCAUGUCUUGACUGUUGUCUCGAUCAGCGCCGUGUAGCAAUUAAAACAGUGGUAAAACUAUCAAUACAUGCAGGAUAUCGAUGAGCUAGCUCAUUGCAUGUUCACCGUUUUGGGGUUAAAUUAGCCUGCGUAACAGGCCCAUUUUCUCUCGGCUCCCAUCCAGCAACGUCGAGGAACGCCUGCUACUAGAUGCUACGCAGGCUAGGGUUAAAUGUUCAUAAUGGAAGGUAUCCUCGUGUCAGACUCGCAGCUGAAUAAAUGUAAGACAUACGAUUGAUCGAAGUUAUCUUUGCUAAUCUCGUAAUGGGCUGCCUGACUUUGAUUAGUCGAAUAACUACGAAUAACUAGUUUUAUUUGUAAUCUUGCAAUUGCUUUAAAUAAACUUGUUGUUGUUGUUGUU
Molecule: messenger RNA, 1382 nt
Organism: Actinia tenebrosa (Australian red waratah sea anemone)
Lineage: Eukaryota; Metazoa; Cnidaria; Anthozoa; Actiniaria; Actiniidae
Source: RefSeq, a predicted model, not a curated record